AUGGUCGUCAACCGUGGUGUUUACACCGACGUCUCCCACAACCUUUAUGUCGCCGACACUAUUCAUGCCAGUUCGACUCUCCAGCCCGGAGAAAUAACCAUCGCCAUAAAAAGUAGCGGGAUCUGCGGCUCCGACGUCCACUUCUGGAAACACGGCGGCAUCGGCCCCUGGAUAGUAACGGCUCCGCACGUUCUAGGCCAUGAAUCAGCCGGUGAGGUCGUGGCCGUCCACCCGUCCGUCACAACCCACAAAGUAGGCGAUCGCGUGGCCGUCGAGCCCCAUAUCGUCUGCUUCGCCUGCGAGCCCUGCCUCACGGGUCGGUACAACGGGUGCAAGAAUUUGAUUUUCCGAUCGAGUCCGCCCUCUCACGGGCUGCUACGCACCUAUGUCAACCACCCGGCGGUGUGGUGCCAUAAGAUUGGAUCGCUGUCUUUCGAUGACGGGGCAUUGCUGGAACCGCUCAGUGUGGCACUCACGGGUGUGAUGAGGGCCGGGGUGACAAUUGGGGAUCCGGUGCUGAUUUGUGGUGCUGGGCCAAUUGGGUUGAUUACACUGCAGGUUUGUCGAGCAGCGGGAGCAUGGCCUUUGGUCAUCACAGAUAUCAACGAGGCUAGGUUAAAGUUUGCCGCUGAGUAUGUUCCCGGCGCACGGACUUGUCUCGUGCGUCCGACGGAGAGUCCGGAGCAGUGUGCCGAGGGGGUCAACGAACUCAUUGGCGAUGGCGUGGAAGUGGCAAUUGCUUUGGAGUGCACCGGGACUGAGUCGAGCUUGGCCGCAGCAGUAUGGAGCGUCAAGUUCGGUGGCAAGGUGAUCGUGAUCGGAGUGGGAAAGGAUCAUUUGCAGAUCCCCUUUAUGAGAAUGAGCGCUCAGGAGGUUGAGCUCCAGUUCCAGCAGAGAUAUGUGAAUAUGUGGCCAAGGGCUAUUCGCGUUUUGCAGAGCGGAAUGGUCGACCUUAGCAAAUUGGUCACGCAUGAGUUUGAACUGGAGGACGCGCCUAAGGCGUUCGAGGUCGCAGCAGAUCCGACAUGUGGUGCCAUCAAGGUGCUAAUUCGGUCUUCAUAG
Aspergillus bombycis is the source of this 1062-nucleotide messenger RNA. RefSeq names its product NAD(P)-dependent alcohol dehydrogenase. Bases 1 to 1062 code for a protein of 353 amino acids. Gene Ontology annotation, biological process: D-sorbitol catabolic process. The transcript is spliced from 2 exons. NCBI's taxonomy places the organism in Eukaryota, Fungi, Ascomycota, Eurotiomycetes, Eurotiales, Aspergillaceae. Gene Ontology annotation, molecular function: L-iditol 2-dehydrogenase (NAD+) activity. The record is from RefSeq and is a predicted model, not a curated record.